Molecule: messenger RNA, 3336 nt
Organism: Galeopterus variegatus (Sunda flying lemur)
Lineage: Eukaryota; Metazoa; Chordata; Mammalia; Dermoptera; Cynocephalidae
Gene: QRICH1
Product: glutamine-rich 1
Exons: 11
Coding region: 252-2588 (778 amino acids)
Source: RefSeq, a predicted model, not a curated record
GAUUCCCGCUCUUCUUGAAGAAUGAUGUUACCCGAGGCCCACGUACGGGGUGGCUUCUUGGGGAGGGUGCUGCCCUGCUUCGGAAACUGAGUCCUGUUGGCCUGAGAGGGCAGCGAGCCCCCCUUCGGGUUUCCUCAUCUUGUGCUGUUGCUUUGUGCCUAGGGGAGAAGAAUGUUAGAAGUCUUAAGAACUCAGGACAAGCAGCAGAAAUACAUGCAACAUGGUGACUGGAACUCUAAGGACUCUGCAAUAUGAAUAAUUCUCUGGAGAACACCAUCUCCUUUGAAGAGUACAUCCGAGUGAAGGCACGGUCUGUCCCGCAACACAGGAUGAAGGAAUUUCUGGACUCACUGGCCUCUAAGGGGCCAGAAGCCCUUCAGGAGUUCCAGCAGACAGCCACCACUACCAUGGUGUACCAACAGGGUGGGAAUUGCAUUUACACAGACAGCACCGAAGUGGCUGGGUCUUUGCUUGAACUUGCCUGUCCAGUUACCACCAGUGUUCAGCCACAAACCCAGCAAGAACAGCAGAUUCAGGUUCAGCAGCCACAGCAGGUUCAGGUACAGGUGCAGGUGCAGCAGUCUCCGCAGCAGGUCUCGGCUCAGCAGCUCUCCCCGCAGCUCACCGUUCAUCAACCUGCCGAGCAGCCCAUCCAGGUCCAGGUGCAGAUCCAAGGCCAGGCACCACAGUCAGCAGCCCCCUCCAUCCAGACCCCAUGUCUGCAGAGCCCCAGCCCCUCACAGCUGCAAGCAGCCCAGAUCCAGGUGCAGCACGUGCAGGCGGCCCAGCAGAUCCAGGCUGCAGAAAUCCCGGAGGAGCACAUCCCACAUCAGCAAAUCCAGGCUCAGCUGGUGGCUGGCCAGUCUCUCGCUGGGGGUCAGCAGAUCCAAAUCCAGACCGUGGGUGCCCUUUCCCCACCACCAUCCCAGCAGGGCUCACCACGGGAAGGGGAGCGGCGGGUUGGCACAGCCAGUGUCCUCCAGCCAGUGAAGAAGCGCAAAGUGGACAUGCCCAUCACUGUGUCCUACGCCAUCUCAGGGCAGCCGGUGGCCACCGUGCUGGCCAUUCCGCAAGGCCAGCAGCAGAGUUAUGUGUCUUUGAGGCCAGACUUACUGACAGUAGACAGUGCCCACCUGUACAGUGCCACUGGGACCAUUACUAGCCCUACAGGAGAAACCUGGACCAUCCCUGUUUAUUCUGCCCAGCCCCGGGGGGACCCUCAGCAGCAGAGCAUUACCCACAUUGCCAUUCCCCAGGAAGCCUACAACGCAGUUCACGUCAGUGGCUCACCCACAGCCCUGGCAUCCGUAAAGCUGGAGGAUGACAAGGAGAAGAUGGUGGGCACCACGUCUGUAGUGAAAAACUCCCAUGAAGAGGUAGUGCAGACCCUUGCAAACUCUCUCUUUCCAGCACAGUUCAUGAAUGGCAACAUCCACAUUCCAGUGGCUGUGCAGGCUGUGGCAGGCACAUACCAGAAUACAGCUCAGACUGUCCAUAUAUGGGAUCCCCAACAGCAGCCACAACAGCAAACCCCCCAGGAACAGACUCCACCACCGCAGCAGCAGCAGCAGCCACAGCUCCAGGUUACUUGCUCAGCUCAAACUGUUCAAGUUGCUGAAGUGGAACCACAGUCACAGCCACAACCUUCCCCAGAACUUCUGCUUCCAAAUUCUUUGAAGCCAGAAGAAGGGCUUGAAGUUUGGAAAAACUGGGCCCAAACCAAGAACGCUGAACUAGAAAAGGAUGCUCAGAACAGAUUGGCACCCAUUGGGAGGCGCCAACUACUGCGAUUCCAGGAAGAUCUCAUCUCCUCUGCUGUGGCCGAGUUGAAUUAUGGACUCUGUCUAAUGACAAGGGAAGCUCGAAAUGGAGAAGGUGAACCCUAUGACCCAGAUGUGCUCUACUAUAUUUUCCUGUGUAUUCAAAAGUAUCUUUUUGAAAAUGGAAGGGUAGAUGACAUUUUCUCUGAUCUUUAUUAUGUUCGAUUCACGGAGUGGCUACAUGAAGUUCUGAAGGAUGUUCAGCCCCGGGUCACUCCACUUGGCUAUGUCCUUCCCAGCCACGUGACUGAGGAGAUGCUGUGGGAGUGCAAGCAGCUUGGAGCUCACUCCCCCUCCACCCUGCUGACCACCCUCAUGUUCUUUAACACCAAGUACUUCCUGUUGAAGACAGUGGAUCAGCACAUGAAGCUGGCGUUCUCCAAGGUCUUGAGGCAGACAAAGAAGAACCCCUCUAAUCCCAAGGAUAAAAGCACAAGUAUCCGAUACCUGAAGGCCCUUGGGAUACACCAGACUGGCCAGAAAGUUACAGAUGACAUGUAUGCAGAACAGACAGAAAAUCCAGAGAAUCCACUGAGGUGUCCCAUCAAGCUCUACGAUUUCUACCUCUUCAAAUGCCCCCAGAGUGUGAAAGGCCGGAAUGACACCUUUUACCUGACACCGGAGCCAGUGGUGGCCCCCAACAGCCCAAUCUGGUACUCAGUCCAGCCUAUCAGCAGAGAGCAGAUGGGACAAAUGCUGACCCGGAUCCUGGUGAUACGAGAAAUUCAAGAGGCCAUUGCGGUGGCCAGUGCAAGCACCAUGCACUGAGAUGUCUCACCAUGGUGCAAGAGAAACCAGCCAGGAAAAAACCAGACAGACUUUCACACUAAAGAAGAGGCCUCCAUUUUUCUUUUUUCUUUUUUUAUUGGUGUAGUUAUGAAGCCUUUCAGGCUGCUUCUGUUUAAAAUGUAAAAGAAAACUGCCCCCUUUGCAUCUUCAUAAACCUGCAGCAGCAGACUCCCCAGCCCAUGGGGGUUCUGGGUUUCCCGAGAGCCGGAUGUCCUAGAAAGUUGUUGGCUGACGUUUUCUGUUUUGUUUGGGGCCUGGGGAAAGGGCUUGGACUGUUAGGAGAAAUGUAGCCCCUUCCCUUUCUCAAAAAAGAUGAAAUUAAUGAUGGAUGGACCCUCCGGGGAAUCUCCCCAGCUCGCUUCUGCCCUGGACUGGCAGACUUUGCUAACUACAGGGGAGCCACGUUCUUUCUUCAUGCUCAGACAUAAACUUAGCAUCUUAAUGGAAGGAAAAUGAGGGGGACUUCAAUUAUGAUUUAUUAAAGACAAUUUCUAUUACACCCUCCUUUAUGACAAGUGACAUUUUAGAUGUUAAAGUAAAAACUUUACCAUGCUUUUUUUUUUUUUUUUUUUUUUGGCCUAACAUUGAGGCCUUAAACCUGAGGCUCCUGUGCCUGAUGGAAUUCUUGUAACAUACACUUGUGUAUCAUAUAAAAAUACCACUCUGUUUCUCUUAUGUAUUCUUACUCUAGUUGUUUAUUAAGAAUGACAAGCACGUCUUUUCAACG